This is a messenger RNA of Solanum pennellii, 423 nucleotides long. RefSeq names its product DNA-binding protein HEXBP-like. The record is from RefSeq and is a predicted model, not a curated record. The coding region runs from base 1 to 423 and encodes 140 amino acids. NCBI's taxonomy places the organism in Eukaryota, Viridiplantae, Streptophyta, Magnoliopsida, Solanales, Solanaceae. Gene Ontology annotation, molecular function: zinc ion binding; nucleic acid binding. The transcript is spliced from 2 exons.
AUGGGGAGAAUAAUGAUCUUGUUUGUUGCUACGUUAGGUCAUGGUUCAAGCAAAGAAGGUAGGGAUGCAGUGGUAAUUGGUGACAUGGACAUAUUGAGGCUAAUGGUCUAUGUGCAGCAAGUUGAAAAGGAAAUUUUGGGGAACAAAGAAGAGUACAGAAAAAAGAAGGCCAAGACUGGGAAUGAGUUUGGGCAACAAAAACAUUGUACUGUGGCAAAAGGAGGGAGUUGGGAUCCUUCAUGUGCUAAGUGUGAUAGAAACCACCCCGGUAGAUAUCGUGAUGGCCAGACAGGUUGCUUCAAAUGUGGUCAAGAGGGUCACUUCAUGAGAGAGUGCCCUAAGAAUAAGCAAGGGGGUGGAAAUGCGGGCAAUAGAGCUCAAUUUUCAUCAGUUGCUCCACCAUAUAGGGCUGUACCUAGAUGA